AUGCCUGGUUUGACGUGUGCUGUAUUUGGAUGUAAAAACAACUGGGCAUCUUCAAAAACAGAAGAAAAACUGACUUUUCAUGUAAUUCCAAGACAAAAAGACUUCCUAUCCACAACAAUACGAAAUGAAUGGAUUGCCUGUUGUAACAGACCUGCUACUUGGAACCCAGACAAUGGUAGAAUUUGCUCAGCACAUUUUUGUGAUCAAGAUUAUGAGAGAGAUCUACAACAUGAACUUUUGGGUUUACCAUUGAGAAAACGACUCAAGAAAACUGCAAUUCCUACCCAGAACUUACCUGGCAUUGAAAUAUUAAAUUCAGAUUCAACAGAAGAUCUCCAAACUAUUCUUAAUGCUAAUACACAAGUUGAUAAUAAUCACAAUGUUUCUCAAAAGUCUACCCUGAAUGUUAUAGAAAAUGAAUUUCUAAAUUGUCCACAAUCCAACCUCCCUCCUGAUGAAGAUUCCACAUGUUCCUCUUAUAAACUCAAAUAUAAUGAGCUCUUAGGUGAAUUCACAAAAUUGAAAGAAAAUUAUACCAAUCAAGGAAAACUCAACAAAAGUAAAAUCAAAACAUUAAAUAAUAAUCUGAGAUAUUACAAAUAUUUUGAACACUUCAAUAGAACUAACCACAGUGGAAAAGGCAUCGUUCGAAGAUUGGCAUCAAAAAUUAAAAAACAUUCAGACUACCCAUUGGAAAUCAUCACUGGUUUUUUCAAACUAAGAACCAUAAUUAAAAUGAACUUUCUGAAUAUGAAGAAAGAAGAGAAUAUUAAAAGGAAGAGACAAAGAGAUGUUACUGAUGAUAGUUCAGAUUCAAAUAGAAAAAGAAUCAGAAAACUUUAUAAAAUCACUAGUUGA
Messenger RNA from Phaedon cochleariae (mustard beetle), 858 nucleotides. The record is from the annotation of a GenBank genome assembly. Lineage: Eukaryota; Metazoa; Arthropoda; Insecta; Coleoptera; Chrysomelidae.